This is a messenger RNA of Ramularia collo-cygni, 774 nucleotides long. RefSeq lists its product as uncharacterized. The coding region runs from base 1 to 774 and encodes 257 amino acids. Gene Ontology annotation, molecular function: iron ion binding; L-ascorbic acid binding; procollagen-proline 4-dioxygenase activity. The transcript has 2 exons. Gene Ontology annotation, biological process: peptidyl-proline hydroxylation to 4-hydroxy-L-proline. Lineage: Eukaryota; Fungi; Ascomycota; Dothideomycetes; Mycosphaerellales; Mycosphaerellaceae. Gene Ontology annotation, cellular component: endoplasmic reticulum. The record is from RefSeq and is a predicted model, not a curated record.
AUGGCACCCAAAGUCAAAUCAUCUAGCAAAAAGUUCGGGACGAACCCCCCAGUAUCUGUCACGCAGCCUCCGAAAUGGCCGCCAUUGCAUCCUCUUCUUUCAAGCUCCGAUCUUCAUAUCGACACACUUCUCAAAGAUCAGAUUCUUGUCGUUCCUCAGCUUUGGACCUCGACUUUAUGCAAGUCAUAUGUCGGGUUCCUCUCAAACCUCCCCUUGGUGACGACUCCUGGUAAGCCGAAAAAGGGCAAUGCAGUCCGGGUCAACGACCGCUACCAGGUUGACGAUCCUCGCUUUGCCGAGCAGCUUUGGAAUAGCACAGCACUUCGAGAUAUUGUUACAAACACCACAAUCGAUGGAGUGACACUCGGCGAGGAAGAAAAGCAGCAGCUGUGGGGAGGCGAGGUUCUGGGACUGAACAGCAACAUCCGUAUAUACCGGUAUAAGACGGCUCAAUUCUUCGACCAGCAUUAUGAUGAGUCCAACAACAUAAUGUUUCAAUCGGCCAGCUCACCAGAGUCUGUCAAGGCAAAGACGACAUGGACGUUGCUCCUGUACCUCACCUCGCCUGCCACUGGCUGUAUAGGCGGUGAGACGGUCUUCUACCCGGACCCGCCAAGCAAGCGUGAAGCCACACCCGCUCCAAUCGUUGCAGAGCUCGAAGUCGGCAUGGCGCUUUUGCAUAGACAUGGUCAAGAUUGCUUACUCCAUGAAGGCAGAGAGGUUCUAGCAGGCGAGAAAUGGGUCAUUCGCAGCGAUCUUUGCGUCAAACGUUGA